CAGGAUAUGAAUUUAAUCUUGAAAUGGGAAACAAUGCUUAUAAGCUUGGAACGUUGUUUAACGUUCAAAAACAAAGAAACGAAAAUGAUGAUCAGAGAUGGAGUUCCCAGUCAAUUCAGAGCUCGUCUCUGGAAAGUGUGCAUCGACGUGUUAAUCAAAGAGUAUCGAGCCAACGCGUCAGUCAACUCUUAUUCAGGUAUUCUCGACAUGGUUGUCAACAAAAAAGUCGUCACACCAUUUGCUAACCAGAUAGAACUAGAUUUGCUGCGAACGUUGCCAAACAACAAACACUUUUCCACAUUUACUUCCUCCAAGAUAAUUUCACUGAGAAACAUUCUGCUGGCCUUCUCAAUCCACAACCCUGACAUUGGAUAUUGUCAACAGGGUUUGAACCGCGUAGGUGGCAUACUCUUGUUGGUGCUUUCGGAGGAGGAGGCAUUCUGGGGCCUGGUGGCCAUGGUGGAAGUCGCCAUGCCGACAAAUUACUACAACAGGACAUUAAUGGCUGCACACGCCGAUCAGAGAGUGUUGAAGGAUAUACUGGCAGACAAACUUCCAACCCUUUCCCAGCAUUUUUCAUCAUUAAACUUCGAACCCAGUUUGUUCACCUUCUCCUGGUUCCUCACCAUCUUCGUCGACAACUUGCCCGUCAGUACAUUUCUGAGAAUAUGGGACACAUUCCUGUAUGAAGGCAGCAAGGUUCUCUUCCGGUAUGCACUGGCCAUAAUGAAGUUUUACGAGUGCAAGAUACUUAGCUUCCAGACGGCAACUGAACUGAACAUGUUCAUCAGAUCCAUGUGUGAGAACCUCACUGACGUCAAUCGACUCUCACAGAUUGCAUUCAAUGAAUUAAACCCCUUCCCCAUGCGAGCCAUCAAGAACAAAAGAGUUCAACAUCUCAGCAAGCUGAAGAUGGAGUUGGUUGAGCUGGAGAAAUUGAGACAGACCUUCCAAGAAAACCUGCGAACAGCAUCUGAUGAGGAGGACAAGCAAGAAGACGCAGACAGCAUCUGA
This is a messenger RNA of Helobdella robusta, 1014 nucleotides long. RefSeq lists its product as hypothetical. NCBI's taxonomy places the organism in Eukaryota, Metazoa, Annelida, Clitellata, Rhynchobdellida, Glossiphoniidae. The annotation marks the transcript as partial. The transcript has 8 exons. The record is from RefSeq and is a predicted model, not a curated record.